Messenger RNA from Trypanosoma rangeli, 1878 nucleotides. RefSeq lists its product as uncharacterized. Bases 1 to 1878 code for a protein of 625 amino acids. The transcript has a single exon. The record is from RefSeq and is a predicted model, not a curated record. NCBI's taxonomy places the organism in Eukaryota, Euglenozoa, Kinetoplastea, Trypanosomatida, Trypanosomatidae.
AUGAAGGGAUGGAGGUUUGCGGCCUUUCUGCAGGGAUGUGUCUGCUUUUCCUCUGAUGCUGCACAUGCCGAAGGAAGUACAAUAGUAAGGCACUGCAAAGGGAAAAAAAGGAGGGGAGGGCGUGUUGUGGAGCCGUCGUUGCAGCGUGUUUGUUUGCGUACCGCGCUGGCCGGUGCGCAAAUGUACAGUAGAGGGCGGGAGGGGUUGCGCAACCUUGACAUGGCGCUGGAAGCGCUGCGCCAAGGUGCUCUCAAGGAGUCACGCGCAACCAGUGUGGAGAUGAGGCGUUAUAUGAUUCGCGAGGAUGUCCGUCGGCAGAACCAGCAGCCUCAACGCAAACAACAGGAACAACAACAACGGUUGCAAGGAGGGGAAGGGCAGCAAGCGUCGUCUUCCGCACUCUCCGUGAGCGUGCAUGGUUCCCCCACAGAGUCGGGGGCUCUGUCGACAUCGAGGUCGGUCGGUGCUGGGGGAAAUGACAAGACCAGUGGCACGGCCAAGGCGGAAGGCCUUCUUCCAGUGUGGUACGACGGCUAUUGCCCGACACCACCGGGGACAGUAGAGCAGGAGCCAAAGAGACGUGCGACUACUGCUGCCUGCAACGAGGCGGAGUGCGGUGCUGCUGGUAGGAUAGGAAAUGGCGAGGAGAUCGACAUGGUCGUAGAUGUCAGUCAGCGUGUCUCGCAGGCAGAGCGCACCCUGUAUCCCGUCCUUCUCGCCGAAGUGGCGGAGUGCGCCACCACGGACGCGAGGAAUAACGGGGGGAUUGAAUUGGGCGUGGGCAGUAGUGAGGUGAUUGAGUGGGAUGAGCGUGGGGCACCCGUGCGGCUACGGAGUUUGUGGCAUCCAGCCAGUCCGAGGGGACUUCUCCCCGUGCCUGGGGUUGCGGAUGAAAAGCGGGAGUCUGUGACGGGUGGCGUCGCGCUUUCUGGUCGCACCUCCGCAAUGAAGACAGAGACAACGGCGCAGAUCCCCGAGUUUGGUACGAAGUUGUCUGUUCAUCCCCACGGGUACGCUCGGCAGGGGCAUCUGUGGACGUCGACGCCUAUUACGGUGAAUCCAGCGCAAAAAGGCGUCUCUCCAUCUCGUCGCGGGGAUUCGCGUGACACAAGGGCCAAGGGCCUUAUGAACAACACACGGCAGAUGAUGCCCAAUUCGCGUGACCCAAGCAACGGCACACGCGGUCGCAGCAGGCCGCCGCUCUCUACGGAGGGUACAGCUGUUGCUGAAAGUAGUGCGAGCGCCAUCGCCAGGCGAAUUCGUCGGGCAGUCGUGAAAGAGUGCAUGGCUCUGGUUGAGAGUGAUAAAAACGGUGUUCAGAGUGGAAGUUGCUCCCCUCCCUCUUUGGACCUCGGCCUUGGCGGUCGCUGCUCCGUAGUGUACGAGCCGGAAAACGUGGAGUGCCUUGUUGCGCAAGUGGUGCAUCCUGUCGCGGCUUUCUUCUGCACCUCCUGUGGGGCCUGUUCAGCGCGGGAUGUUGUGACAGGUGACCCAAACACCUGCGCUGCGUGUGGGGAACCCUUCGAGGAGCUCCCCCCGCCCCCCCAGCACGCAUGCCUCAUGGACACAGUAGUGACGGAAAACAGAAACAGUGCCGCUUCGCAAGCAGCGGGUGUGGCGGUAGGACCCCCGGUGUCAGUGAAGAAGAAAUGCGCAGCGACAACGUCGACGAUGGCCACCACCACCACCACCACCACCAAAGAAGCAACAAGAGACACCACGAAUGCGUGUACCGGCACGACUCCUACGGUGACAAAAGUGGCUGCAGGUACGCAGGCUGGCCCAAGUUGCAGCAUGCCCCGUCUCGCCGUGACUGCCGUACAGGGGGUUUAUUUUAUGCAUCUAUGGGACCUAGCCACUGCUGCCCGCAACAAGUGA